CCUUGUUCACCCUUGCGAUAACAACACAGCAGGGGAGUGUCGGUCGAACCCGAGAACCAGGGAGAGGGAGAGGUCUGGUCACAGGCAAACGAGAGCGCAAAAGGCGUAGCUACAGCCUCCUUACAUCGUCCUGAAGUCAUGAUAUGGAUAUUGAUUGUGUGGUUUCGUGUUCAUUGUCUACAGUUUUAAAUCAGACGUAAAUAUGUCACAGACGAUUAUUUUGGAUACAAACAUGAACCAAGAGAACGUGUUCAGGAAGGGUUGCGACCCCCUGAGCCAGACGGCCCGAGGCAAGCUACAGAACCAGAGGCAGAAGCUCAAUGAGAAGAUCAACAAGGAGCUACGGAUGAGGACUGGUGCCGAGAACUUGUACAGGGCCGCGGAGAAUAACAAGAAGCUCCGAGAACGAGUGAGCCUGGAGCUGUCCUACUUCAACUCCAACAUCCAGCUCCUGAAGGAACAGUUGGCCGAGAUGAACAGUUCAGUGACAGUCUAUCAGCAUGAGAACUCCACCAGCAUCACUCCCAUGAUUCCUCUAGGCUUGAAAGAGACGACCGCCAUAGAUUUUACUACUGCUUUCAAGGAUGAAAUCUUGGAGCAUUACAGUGAGGAUGGGGAGAAGUACCUUGGAGAGAUGAAAGAACUACAGGACCUCCGAGAGGCAGUACGCACUCCGUCCAGGAAUCAGGCUGGCGUAGAGCUGCUCAUGGAAUAUUUCAACCAGCUCAGCUAUGUGGAGCGUCGCUUCUUCUCCAGUCGAAGACAGUUGGCCGUGUUUUUUCAUUGGUAUGACUGCCUGACAGGUGUACCCAACACACAGCGGUCCAUUGGCUUUGAGAAAGGCAGUGUUCUGUACAACAUGGGGGCCCUGUACACACAGAUUGCGUGCAAGCAGGAUCGUACAACUAAAGAAGGUGUGGUUCAAUCCAUCGUUAACUUCGAGAAAGCUGCGGGAAUAUUCCAGUACUUGGCAACACACUUCAGCCACGCGCCCAGUCAGGACAUGCAGCAGGAAAGUCUGGCGAUGCUCGUCUCUCUCAUGUUGGCCCAGGCACAAGAAUGUGUUCUUGAGAGUCGUCUCAUCUGUGGGUCCAAGGACGGCAUUUUUGCCUGCACACAGAUAGCUCAAGAAGCCUCCAUGGUCUCUCAAAGGUACAAGGAUACUCACGAGAAAAUGUCUCUUGAGCCCACCAAGAGUUACCUCCCAUUUUCCUGGCUGGCUAUGGCCGAGACCAAACAGCAUUUCUUCCGGGGUCUGUCCCACUACUACAUCGCCCUGGCCCUGUUGGAGCAGAAAGAUAGCAGAGAAGGGAAGAAAUUGAAAAUGAUGUUUGAGGCCAUACAUGCAGAGUCAGAGUCAACGGAGAAUGGUGUGCAACAGGUGCCGGUGACUGAUGAUGAGCAAAAGAAUUUAGGCAAAGGCCAUCUCAGAGAAGCUGUUGUAAACCAUGAAGAGUCCAUACGUAUUCACAACCUAUGCAAGCAACUGCGGAAGAUUGAUUCGUUCAGGGAUAUUUUACAAAAAACCCAUGAAAGGGCCCCAUCAGUGUGUUCAACGCGUCCAGCGACUGGUCAGCCCCGCGUGUGGUGGUGUUGGAGCGGCAGCCGACAGAGGGCUUUGGCUUCAGCGUCAAGGGAGACUCACCAGUGGUGGUGGCAGACAUGGAGGCCGGCUCUGUUGCUGCUCGUUCGGGCAUGAAAGUCAAGGACUACAUCGUGGGCGUGGGUAUCGUGGACACCAAGUGGGCCAAGCACGAGGCCGUGGUCCAGCUGGUCAAGCAGGCCAGUCUGAGCCUUAAACUGAUGCUGGUCACGCCCAUGCCCAAACCCGAACCUUCCGCCACCCGCCCCUUCUCCACCAUCAGUCUUCCAACUUCACCAUUGAAGCAGGUCCAGAUUACAUCUCAGGCCGCUGCCACAGAGAGGGAGAGGAAGAGUCACAGUCGACUCAGUGCCCCCUGGAUGUUUGUCCGAAGGAACUCUAGCAAGGACAGAACCAGCGAGCGGCCAAAAUCUACAGCUGUGCCCGUCAAUGGGAACAUCAAGCUGGUCAGCAAUGGUAACCUUCGAGGGACAUCACAUUUCACAAAUGGAGGAGAUGUGGAGUUGUAGAAUAGUUUAUCCCCCAACACCCCCCCCCCGAGCAGCGAAAGCAAAAACUGUAAUGCUCCUCGUGCGUUUGGCAAUUUUACACAUUUUUCACAUGCACAUAUACGCAACGCACGCUGGCUGUGCAAUGUUCUGUUGAUUCGAAUCUAUUCUAUUAUAGCAAAAGCUUGCCUUAAUUGCUGAAGAUUGUUGAUGUAGGAAAGGACUGUGCAAAUGUUAUUGAGAGCAAAGUCAUAUUUCGUAAUGUGUUAAUGCCUUGUCACUGAUAUUAAUUUCAUCAUUCGUUUGGGUUCAUGGAUUCACUUGGGACUUUCUUGUCUUGACCAUAAAUUGUUGGGAUGUUGAAAAAGGAGACAGUGUUGUGCCCUCAGGUUGUGUUUUCACUUUUAUCAUUUAGUCAUGCUAGAUGGGUUUUUUUUGUAAUGAUCAGUUUUUUAAUCAUUAAAAGGCUGAUUUGCUCACUGGUUUUGCUUAUGAUCCACAUUAUAUCUUGUAGAGGUUGAAAUUAUAUUUUUGUUAAGAUUUUGGUAUCAACGUAAUUGUGGGAAGGUUUUUUAAAUCAUAUAUUUGUGCUGCACAUAUUGUCUUUACACAAGAGAGAUUAUGAAAGAGCAAAUGACUAUUAUAUAACACACUCUUCUCAUUUGUUGGCUGUAUAUCCAGUAGUUGGUGUAUCUUUUCAGCAAACUUAAUGUGUUGCUAGUUACGUUUAAUUGAAUACACAUAGAGUACCAGUCAUCCUGUUGCUUCUUUUUUUCUUAAGCUUUAGGGGUUGUGGUACUCUUUGUGAUUUAGAGCACACAAAAAUCCGUCAUGAGAAGCUGAUUUGGCAGUAUGAUUUGAGAAUUCUAAUCCACUAAUAAGAAACACUUUUUUUUUCUUUUUCUAGUAUUAUAUUUGUUUUUUUGUAUUUCUAUGUUUUUUUUGGGGGUUUUUCCCAUGACUCUGAACAGGGUUUACCAUACAAGGUUACAGUAAAAUAAGGGUAGCUCAGAACACAUGUGUCAAAGUUUUGAUGCUGACGGACAAGUCAUGACAAACAAAAGACGGUUACUACUUACUACUUAUGUGGAAGUGACUUUCUAUUGGAUAUGUAGUAGACAAGGGAUGGGCCUACAAAAGUUGUUUUGAAUUGGAGGGAAAAAAUGACAUCUCAGAAACUGUCAAGUUGAAAGAGUGACUGGUAACAACCUCUCAAAAGAACCUGUCAUCAGAGUUGAGGCAAUAGCAUGUGUCUGGCUACUGAUAUUAUUGAUUCCCUGAAAUAUGGA
Aplysia californica (California sea hare) is the source of this 3380-nucleotide messenger RNA. RefSeq names its product rhophilin-2. Gene Ontology annotation, molecular function: protein binding. The record is from RefSeq and is a predicted model, not a curated record. NCBI's taxonomy places the organism in Eukaryota, Metazoa, Mollusca, Gastropoda, Aplysiida, Aplysiidae. Gene Ontology annotation, biological process: signal transduction; negative regulation of stress fiber assembly.